Stylophora pistillata is the source of this 1242-nucleotide messenger RNA. Its product is annotated as retrovirus-related Pol polyprotein from transposon opus. Gene Ontology annotation, biological process: DNA integration. The record is from RefSeq and is a predicted model, not a curated record. NCBI's taxonomy places the organism in Eukaryota, Metazoa, Cnidaria, Anthozoa, Scleractinia, Pocilloporidae. Gene Ontology annotation, molecular function: nucleic acid binding; zinc ion binding.
CGAGGGGUUAUUUGUAGUUCAAGACCGUGCCAUAAACUUCGCUUGGAGUUAAGUUUCUCCAGAAUCAAUCUUUGAAUUUAGAGCCAAAUGUGAUUAUCAAUAACAAUGGAUGAAAAAUUACACUCUGAGAGUGGGAGAGGGAUUCAUUGUCACAAUGUGACAGUCUUGUUAUCCAGUAAUGUUACCAAGAGAAAUGAUCAAAUAUGUAUGCCAACCACAAUUGAUAUGGCAAAGCUUAAAAAGAAAGGAAAAGGGCAAUUUGUUAACAAUGUAGAAUUCAAUAUUAACAUGUCAGAAGAAGAUGUAAAGAGGAGACUUCUUUCACAUUUUCCAAAUUUGGAAAAUCAAAUAUUUUUUUGUGCCUCGGCGGUUGACAAAGGCACACCGCUGGAGUUUCAUGGGGAAAAAUCAGUAUGGGAUGGGGAGUUCAUGAAAAAGACCCUCAAGGGAAAUUCAGCUCUUUACAUCUUUACUGAGAUGACAGAUUCUGAGUGGUCUGCAAGCACCUUGCCACAAGGACAAAAUGUUCAUACACAGUCCAGGCAUUUUGCAGAUAAAACGUCAGGAAAAAGGAAGAAUGAUGAAAGUGACCCUGCAGCUAAGAGAGCCAAAGAAGCUUCUGUUGAACCACCAUUUUUCAAUAUAAGAACUCCCAUUUUGUUUUAUCCUGUAAAUAUGGCACAAAUUGAACCACAGGGACAUCCCGCAACAUCAACAAUGACAAUGAUGCAAAAUCAUAUCAGCUUACAAAAGUUUUAUGUAGACCAGUCUUCUAGAGCAACGGGCUUUCCGAAAAAUUCCACUCCAGUCACACAUACCAGAACAAGCAGCACUUUUGUUCCAGGCCAACAGACACAAGCUUCAGGGGGCACUUUACCAUCAACCCCCACUCCAGUUUCUAUGCUAUCUUCUCCUCACCUAGUUAAUUGGCAAACCUCAGCUGUUGGAAAAGAUAUCUUUGAUUCAUCACAGCUUGGCAACAGAAUUCCAGUUAGAAAUCUACCAGAACUUAGACAACAGACUCAGACAGGAUUAGAUCAGUAUGUUUUGCAAAACAAAAGUAGUUUGCUUCUAGGAACAUCUCAGAGUGCUGGUAGUAGCAUAGCAAGUAGAUGUGCGGGCACCAGUUUACAUUCAGCCACCCAACAAAGAAGAGAAGAUCAGGAACAAUCUUACAAACCUGAAGUAGUCCCAGAGGUACAAUUAAAAAUGAUCAUUGUAGUUGAUGAGAAUUGUCUAUGU